Rhododendron vialii is the source of this 2403-nucleotide messenger RNA. Its product is annotated as beta-glucosidase-like SFR2, chloroplastic. The coding region runs from base 80 to 2029 and encodes 649 amino acids. Gene Ontology annotation, biological process: carbohydrate metabolic process. The record is from RefSeq and is a predicted model, not a curated record. The transcript has 11 exons. NCBI's taxonomy places the organism in Eukaryota, Viridiplantae, Streptophyta, Magnoliopsida, Ericales, Ericaceae. Gene Ontology annotation, molecular function: beta-glucosidase activity.
GUCUCAUCUCUACGCUUCGCUUCGCUUCGCUUCUCUUCGUGUUCACUCAAACCAACAAGUUGUUCUACAACAACAAACAAUGGCGAUUGUGGUGGCACUGUUCGUGGCGGCGACCAAGAUCGCCGGCAUCCUAGUCACGGUCACCGUCGCAGCCAACGCCGUGUCUUUCUCCUUUUACCGCCGUAAGAACCUCCGCCCCUUCCGCUCUCCCAUCGACGACUCCUCCGACAUCCUCGCCUCCUUCAACGUCUCUCCCUCCUCCGAAGGUGAAAAGGAGUUCUUCUUUGGAUUGGCAACUGCUCCAGCACACGUUGAAGACAGGCUUCAUGAUGCUUGGCUCGAGUUUGCAGAAGACAACCCUUGUGACAAGUCAGAAUCGCUGUUGCAUCAUAACCUGCAACCAGCAGAUGCAAUAAUGGGCUCUGCUUCCGCUGAUGGCAGAAAUCAGCAAGUUUCAUUGCCCGUGAUAGAUGGUAAAACAAGAGCGAAAAGAAAGAAGCCCAUUAAAAUAGCUAUGGAGGCAAUGAUCAGGGGAUUCGAGAAAUAUACAGAAGAGGAAGAGCCUGCAACACCUGAAGAAUGUCAUCAUAAAGUAGCUGCUUGGCACAACGUUCCACACCCGGAGGAGAGGCUAAGGUUUUGGUCUGAUCCUGAUACAGAAUUGCAACUGGCUAAAGCCACUGGUGUUCGUGUCUUCCGAAUGGGUGUAGAUUGGACAAGGAUCAUGCCAGUCGAGCCAAUCAAUGGGAGUAACGAAGCUGUCAAUUAUGCCGCAUUGGAACGAUAUAAAUGGAUUAUCAGUAGGGUUCGCUCGUAUGGUAUGAAGGUGAUGCUGACCCUGUUCCAUCAUUCACUUCCACCUUGGGCUGGAGAGUACGGAGGAUGGAAGCUGGAGAAAACUGUGGACUAUUUCAUGGAUUUUACAAGGCUUGUUGUGGAUGGGGUCUCAGAUAUUGUAGACUAUUGGAUAACAUUUAAUGAGCCUCAUGUCUUUUGUUUGCUUACUUAUUGUGCUGGUGCUUGGCCCGGUGGUAAUCCCGAUAUGCUGGAAGUUGCUACUUCUGCUCUACCUACUGGUGUUUUCCAUCAAGCCAUGCACUGGAUAGCAGUAGCCCACUCAAAGGCCUUUGAUUAUAUCCAUGAGAAAAGCACCUCAUCGAAUUCAAUCGUUGGAGUAGCACACCAUGUCUCCUUUAUGCGGCCAUAUGGUCUCUUUGAUGUUCCUGCCGUUACACUGGCUAACUCUUUGACUCUCUUCCCAUAUUUGGAUAGUAUUGCUGGCAAGUUGGAUUAUAUUGGAAUAAACUAUUAUGGGCAGGAAGUCGUGUGUGGUGCUGGAAUGAAGCUAGUAGAGACUGAUGAGUUCAGUGAAUCUGGACGUGGAAUAUAUCCAGAUGGCUUGUACCGCAUGCUACUUCAGUUCCAUGAAAGAUACAAACAUCUGAAUGUGCCUUUUAUCAUUACUGAAAAUGGUGUUUCUGAUGAGACAGAUUUGAUCAGAAAACCAUACUUGUUGGAGCAUUUACUUGCAAUUUAUGCGGCCAUGAUCAUGGGUGUACCUGUGCUUGGGUACCUGUUUUGGACUAUUUCUGAUAACUGGGAGUGGGCUGACGGCUAUGGUCCCAAGUUUGGGCUUGUAGCGGUUGAUCGUGCCAAUAAUCUUGCACGGAUACCUCGUCCUUCGUAUCAUUUGUUUUCCAAAGUGGCAAUGACUGGUAAGGUUACACGUGAAGACAGGAAACAAGCAUGGAAUGAACUCCAGAGAGCUGCUAAAGAGAGAAAAACAAGACCAUUUUAUCGAGCAGCUAAUAAGCACGGUUUAAUGUAUGCAGGAGGCCUUGACGAACCUGUAAGGCGGCCUUACAUUGAUCGUGAUUGGCGAUUUGGACACUAUGAGAUGGAAGGACUGCAGGACCCAUUGAGUCGCUUGUCACGAUGUGUCCUCCGACCUUUCUCCCUUGGAAGGAGAGCAAAACCUCAAACAGAGGAUGACGAGUUGGUGCUUCAGCCUCUUGCGUCAAAUGAAUGAUUGAUUCCAGAUACAGGACACAGAUUUCCCAGUUUCUUCGAUGCUGCUGUCAAGAUGUGCUCUAGGUUUGGCAAGUAGUCUUCACAGUUACCAUAAGCUAUAUAUAAGUUUUGAUUUCGUACUCCAGUUGGGAGAUGCCUGAAUAUCCGGCAAGAAAGGGAUUAAAUUGGCUUUGGAUCCUUGACAACAUAAGCCCUCCCCAGUGACCUCCUCCCAGAUUGUAGUUUUAUGAAUAGAUAGCUCUGUUUUAUGCUACUGUAUCUUGUUUAGUUGUAAUGUCAACUUCAAAUAGAGUCGUGUCCAGAAUCUGGUGUAAAUAAGCUAUCGACAAAUAGUUUUCUUUUUGUUUUUCAAAUAAAUGCUUCUUCUAUGUA